Molecule: messenger RNA, 408 nt
Organism: Nerophis lumbriciformis (worm pipefish)
Lineage: Eukaryota; Metazoa; Chordata; Actinopteri; Syngnathiformes; Syngnathidae
Source: RefSeq, a predicted model, not a curated record
AUGGCGGUCAACUACACUGGGACGUGGGACAUUGUCAGCAAUGUCAACUUCGAAGGAUACAUGAUUGCUCUUGGUAUUGAUUUCGCAACCCGCAAAGUGGCGGCCAUGCUGAAGCCUCAGAAAGUGAUAAAGCAAGACGGUGAUAAAUUCACCAUCAGGACCCUCACCACUUUUAAGAACUAUGAAGUUGCAUUUAAGGUUGGGGAGGAGUACAAGGAGGUGACUAAAGGAAUGGAUAACCGUAUAUGCCAGAGUGUGGUCAACUGGGAAAAUGACAAGCUAGUGUGUGUUCAGCGAGGGGAAAAAAGGAACCGAGGUUGGAUUCACUGGAUUCAGGGAAAUGAACUUCAUUUGGAGCUCACCUGUGAGGAUCAAGUCUGCAAGCAAGUUUACAAAAGGACACUCUAA